UUUUUAAGUCAUUGUGCUCAGGACUUGGAAGUUUGGGUUCAAAAUUAUAAAUCUCUUUAGAGACCUCUUUGACAUGUUUGUUUACAGGUUCUUCAUUGAUACUGUCCCAAUCUAUGGCAAAUUUGUUUUCACUCUCAGCUAUCGUUACUGGGUCUUUUAAAGUUUGCGUCUCAAAGUUUGAUUCUAAACUGUUCACCUCAGGAAAUUGGCUCGCACCAGAGUUUUCGAUAAAAAUUGGCUCUUGUAAAUUGUUGCUAAUUUCACAUUUCUCUUCCACAUCUUGAUGUUCACAAGCAACUGCCAGGUCAUCUAAUUGGAUGCCCAAGUCACCAUCCUUUGAAUUGACAAUGUCGCUGGACGAGGCAAUUUCAAUUUCACCGUUUGUACUUGUCUUUGGCAAAUCACAUUGUGCUUGCGGAAUUAUUUCACUCGAAGGCACAUCACAGUUUAGGGCUUGGUGAUCACAAUUAUUCUCAAUGAUGGGAAGUGGCGAGCUGUCACUGCACAGACCAGAGUCAGAAUUUGCUGAGAGGACCGAAUCUUGGCUCGUUCUGUCCGUGCUUUUCUUCAAACUCUCGUCACUCCACGGAAUCCCCUCUCCACCUAAUGUGAAAAAUUAUAUAAUUUAAUAAUAUUUUUGUGUAUUUUAUGUACGUGCAUUGCUGGCACUUGAAGGAAUUCUGCAAAAUUACAUACCCACUGGCUCGGAGACCUCGCAGUCCGUAUGGAAAGGAUCGUCCGCAACUGCAAAGUCACCAAAGUCAUCGUCGUCGUCAGGAAUGUCGGGCAGAGGUGGUGGUGUUGUCGAUAGAAUCGGAGGAAUUAAAUUCGACAUCUUUUCCCAGAUGGCAAUUUAAAGCUGAAAAAUGUGAUGAUAUCGUCAGUACGUGAUAAAAAGUGUCAAUACGGAUUACAAAGGACACCACCCACUUUAUGGUGCACAAUAAUUACAAAACGAGCAAUUUCAGAGUGGAAUUUUCCAAAACGAUGGAUUUAGGGAAUCCCUUGAAAGGGGCCAUAUCUUUAAAAAGUACUGGUUCCCAAUCUAGGGCUAGUAAUUACCAUAAUUUAAGAGAUAUCCAGGUGAAUUAUGCAAAAAUCAAGUGACCUCGUCAUUAUUAUGACUGCAGCUGGUAUGCGCAGGUCGCCAUAUUGGUUUUUUCCUGGAAUCUGCAUUCUGGGUCGUUUGGCGGCAAGAAAUCGCGCACACGUGCGACUGCUGCGUAGCUAUGACAACAUUUCCUAUUUAAUACAAUUAAAAUUUGUUUAACUUUCCACUGGUGAGCUGAAACGAGACCUCGUUUUAUUUAAGGAAUUUCUAUUUGCAGCAAAAUAUCUCUUUUUCUCCUUCUGGGAUUUUAUUAAUUUUAUCCAAUUUUUUUGGCACAAAUACAAGUUGUAUUUUUGAUAUUUUUAAUCACAGAUCAGGAAAAAAUGUGUUUAUGCUUGGGGCCCCAAGGAAGUGGAAAAACUUUGUUAUUGAAGCGACUGCAAAAUCAAGAAAUAAUUGACAUUACGUCGAACCCAACUCCCACAGUGGGAAUCAAUCUGGCAAAAAUCAAACUCAACGACGAACCCUACACUGAAAUAACGGUCAGAGAAGUUGGCGGCUCAAUGGCUCCAAUUUGGAAAAAUUAUUUCAACGGCACAUCAGAAAUAAUGUAUGUUGUGGACACCAGUAACCUGUGCCAGAUUGCUGCAGCAGGGACAAUGUUGUAUGGAAUUUUAGCUGAUCCUCUUCUGAAAAGAGCUAGGAUUUUACUUGUGCUCACUAAGAUGGACGUGUCCUACAGACAAAUGCGGAAUGAGGCUUUGUUAAUGCUUCAAAUGGCCAGGCUGAAGAAGGAACUAGGACGAGAAAUUACUGUACUGGAAGCAAGUGCGAUGACAGGAGAAGGCGCAGAAGAAAUCAUCGAGUGGCUUCGGGGAAAGAAAAAGGCUAAAAGCAAUGCAAAUAAAUCUGCUUGAAAAAUACGUUUACUAUGAUUUAUUUUUACACACUGUAAGACUUAAAAUAAAAAAUUA
This is a messenger RNA of Neocloeon triangulifer, 2025 nucleotides long. RefSeq names its product ADP-ribosylation factor-like protein 16. The coding region runs from base 1435 to 1968 and encodes 177 amino acids. The transcript has 2 exons. Gene Ontology annotation, molecular function: GTPase activity; GTP binding. The record is from RefSeq and is a predicted model, not a curated record. NCBI's taxonomy places the organism in Eukaryota, Metazoa, Arthropoda, Insecta, Ephemeroptera, Baetidae.